AUGAUACCGCCAUGCGACCCCGCUAUUUUGACAAAUAAUCCGCAUUUCAAACGCCUUUACCAGCAACUAACUACCUCUCAGCUUAACCCAGAUGGCUCAACACGCGCCAUCGAUGCACAGCCAGCAAGGAAAGGGACUUUAAGUGAAUUGAGGAACUGUCAAGUGCGAAACGCGAAGAAACAGAUCAAAAAGCAGACACUGCGCCAACUGGCGCUUGACCCAGACAACGAAUUACCAGAUGAUUGCCGCGAUCCUCUAGCUAUCGUCAGCCUUUACCUCGAGUCUUCUCCAGGCCACCUCGACCUAAUCCACGACUCUCGCGACGGAGCAGAUGUAGAUACACUCCUGGCACCGGAUAUCGAGCAAUUUCACUCAAAAUUACCUAUCAUUGUGCCGUAUCUGUCACGGAUCCUUUCCUCAACUGUGCACGACCUUCGAUCACUUGCGAAUGCGGGCGAUAGAGCCGCCCUGUCGAAUACAUCAGCAGAAAGUUCUCGGUCUCAGAUUCAAGCUCGAAGCCGGGCAAAAGCUGCGCGACAGACCCCCCUGUCAUCCCAGCUUAAUGAACGAGUACAGGCUUUGCGCCAUAUCCAAUUAUCAGAGCUCGCCACGGCUCGGACGAAAAUGGCAGCUACGGCAGCGGAGGUCCUCGCCAUGCGGGCAGUGAUACUGGAACGAACUGUGACUCUCCUGGAGCGUACGAAACAUGGCGCACUGGCGCGUGCGACGAAGGCAAAGGCGGAACACCUCAAUACCGUGGCGCAUGGAGUCGAGGGCAAAUUGAGGGUGAUGAGAUUGGAUAUUUUGUCUACUAUCCACACGCCCGAAGUCAAUGCUGCUCUUUCACGCUACCAUAAGCAUCUCUGCGAUACACGCGCAGCGCUGGAGGAGAGAAGGGACCUUGUUCUCCGAGAGCUCAAAGAAUAUGAGGAUGUGGAUUCGAACGUCAGUAGGGGCCCUGCAAGAUCUGGACCUAUUGCGGAAAUUGCUCUGCGAUAUGGGACUUUGAUCAGAGAAAUAGAGGAUGUUCGAUCAGAGAUACAGCGACUACGCAGGUAA
Molecule: messenger RNA, 1059 nt
Organism: Aspergillus puulaauensis
Lineage: Eukaryota; Fungi; Ascomycota; Eurotiomycetes; Eurotiales; Aspergillaceae
Exons: 4
Coding region: 1-1059 (352 amino acids)
Source: RefSeq, a predicted model, not a curated record